AUGAGAAGUGUUCACGGAUUAUCUGUAACAUCUAUCUUUGACUUUCAAUCUAGCCGACAUUUCCCAGAAUUUGGAUUCGAUCUCCAACAAGAGCGACUAGUUUCUUCCCCCUUGGGUUGCUUGUGCCCGGAUCACAGAAAGUCCACAUAUCCAUAUCGUACCCUUCCUGAGAGCAAUGUCAGUGUCAAAACCAACGAAGCUAGAAUUGGAGGUGAUAACCUCAAAUUAACAGAGAUUAGCAAAACCUUCAACCGACUAUCUACAUCUACCAAACUUACCUACUUCAAACAAAUUCUCCUUGAAAUUAAGACAGACACAAAUGAUAGUACCACCCCUCGUGAUCAGUGUAUCACACUCCAAUCCAGGGCCAACGAUACUACAACCCCUAUAGAAUAUCAAUUCAAGAGAAAAGAGAAACCCAAACUCAAUCUUCCUCCAAGCAUUCCAUUCCAUUGCCCUUCCAACCUUCUACCAUUCACCAACCCUGUCCUCCUUCCCUCCUUUGACAACGCCAUCAACAUAUCCAUACCUUAA
This is a messenger RNA of Botrytis porri, 534 nucleotides long. RefSeq lists its product as uncharacterized. NCBI's taxonomy places the organism in Eukaryota, Fungi, Ascomycota, Leotiomycetes, Helotiales, Sclerotiniaceae. The transcript is spliced from 3 exons. Bases 1 to 534 code for a protein of 177 amino acids. The record is from RefSeq and is a predicted model, not a curated record.